Messenger RNA from Cutaneotrichosporon oleaginosum, 668 nucleotides. RefSeq lists its product as uncharacterized. Lineage: Eukaryota; Fungi; Basidiomycota; Tremellomycetes; Trichosporonales; Trichosporonaceae. The record is from RefSeq and is a predicted model, not a curated record. Gene Ontology annotation, molecular function: zinc ion binding.
AUCCUCAGCAACCAUGGUAAAACUUCUCGUCCAGAUCGGGAUGGAGCGCGAGGGCGUGACGGACGUCGUGCCGGAGGACGGCUACGAGUUCUUCUUCAACGUGACAUGCACGUCGUGCCGCGAAGAGCACCCGAAAGCGGUCUCGUUCAACCAGACGGACGAGCACGAGCUGAGCGGGAGCCGGGGGAGUGCGCACUUCGUGUGGCGCUGCGGGAACUGCAAGCGCGAGCAGAGCUGCUCGUUCGCGCCGGUCGCGGGCAAGAGCGUCGCGCCGCUGCCGUACGCGGCGGAGAACGGGCAGCUGGCGCCGUUCGUCGCGCUCGACUGCCGCGGGCUCGAGGUCACCAAGUUCCAUUUCCGCGGGGCGUGGCGCGCCAAGGGCGAGACGGGGGCCACGUUCGAGGUCGACCUCGACGAGGGCGAGGAUCGGUGGGACGACUACGACGAGGACGCGGGCGUGCCGGUCUCGCUGAGCGAGUUCCGCAGCGAGGUCAAGCGGGCGUAGCUAUAUGGGUGCGGAGGAGAUGGAUGCGACAUGGGAUACUGCAUGUUCUAUAGAGUGCUUAAAUGUGGCCGUGGCCCCACUGCGUGGCCUCGGCGGCGAGCUCGACGGCGGCAAGGCCCCAGUCCUCGCCGUGGUCUGAUGUGAGCGUUUCCUCGGGUGAUUC